ACAUAAAGUAGCUUUAAUGCUUUAUACACUUAAAGUACCUAUACAAUUAUGUGUAACAGCAUGUGAAGUGGCCUUGAUUUAAACAGUUGACAUUUCUAUAUUUUUAUUUAUCAAAGAAUAUGAAUUCACCGCAUUGCCCCAUUAAAUAAAAGUAUCUGUACAGUUUUUGUUUGCCAUCUGAACAAGUUUACCCAUAAAUAAAUAUGUAUAUUAACUAAUAUCAUUUCCAAUGCAUUAAAAUGAAUAUUCUCCUAUUUUAAAUGGAAAUUCUCUAAUAUUCUCAUUAAUUGAGAAUAUUCUUCAAAAUAUUAUUCUCUAGAAUUUAACAUCACUAUGUUUGCCUGUGUGUUUAUUUGAGAUAUGGACUGAUGCAAUGCUGGAGAAGACAGGGCAAGAACUCAUCCAACUGAACACAAUCAGGAAGCAAGUGCACAGCAGAUUACUGAACUGAACAAUGACAGAAUAUAUAAAAAGUGUGAAAGGGAAAUAUGCAGAUAUAUUUGACUUUGCAAGUCUUUCAUCAGUUCUUAAGAAUUGCAUUUGGAUAUACGGUAAUUUGUAUUCCUGUCACAUCAGUAUAUGGAAAUCUUGUGUUUAUCAAUAAGAGAUAACAAGUGGAGUUCCACAACAAAACAUUUCAACUGAUUGCUGAUGUAUGUGUAUGUCAUCUGAUUGCUUGUAGCUGAGGGUGGGUGAGAGCAUAAAAUACAGUAGUCAGUGAUUUAAUCUGGGUCAUGUACAACGUAUGUUUGAUUUCUUUGAAAGGCAACUGGGUACUUAAUUCGGUCUAGGAGGAGGUCUGAGAGAGCAAUUUAAGUCAUUUAGCUUUUGACAAGCAGUUUAGUUUGGAUUUCCACUUAAAAUCCCCCACACUUCAGAAUGCGUCACAUAUAAUUGUUAUUAACUUAUUCCCUCCUAACACAAACCCAGCUUUCACUGGCAUGCAGAAUCUUUGUGCUCAAUUAGCAGACUACCCACACUAGCGUGGGCUGUACUUGUAGGCUAUCUCACAUGAAACUUGGAUGCACAGUGGCCUGCCUAAGCCCCCAGAGGUCCUCUUAUUUGACUAUGGAUCAUGCCCAAUGCCCCUCCCCAACCACAAGAGAUGGGAAGCUCAGUUGACUGGCUCCCUGCCAACUCAACUUUGACCACAACCAAUUGACCAGGCUAGCCUGUACGUUCAACAAGGGUUGUAUUCGACAAAGCAAUAAGAUGAAUGGUCUAUUAAUACAAAGAUUUUGCCUACUGGCCCAAAUGUUUGAUCCUAUCUGAAGACUGUCUUUUUUUAAAAAAGGAAUUAUUUUUUGAUAGGUUUUUCUAGUCAUAAAUAAAUACAUAUACAUUUUAAAGUCUGGGGGAGGCUGAGCUGCAGCAACUUGCACCCAGUAUCACUUCUGCUGUAUACUCAUUACAACCUGCUGCUCCUCACAUCCCAUAUUCUGCUGGUAGAGGUUGCUCCUGUUUAUGUGCUACAUGAUUCCUUCAAAUCAUGUACCAAGAAAACAAUGUGUACUCCCAGAAUGUUUAGUAAUGUGGCUACAGUGUCUUUCUGUAAAUGCCUACCACACAUCUCUGUUACUCCAUUGUCAGUUUCUCUGGUUUUUUUAUCUGUUGCAUCUCAUGUUCCUAUCACACCUAAUUCUUCUUCCUGAAAUGCUUUCAGCCAAUCAUCUUCAGGCACCUUUCCCUUUCCUUUGCCAUUUUCCUCCAUUUUGUUCUAUCCAUCACUGACCAAGCUCCAUGCACAUUCAAACUAUAACCUACUCUUUCACCAUUCUGCUCUGUCCUUUACCAAGCUCCACCUACAUUCCAAUUGUAAAGCUACUAACUCCUUGCAAGGAACAGAAUAUAUUUCCUCAUCCGCUGCUCAUUCUGCCCCAGAGUGGGGUGCUCUAGAGGACUUUUUCCAAUCAGACAAAGCGUUGACAAUGAUCCUAUGGAGGAGACUCAGUGAGUCCAAUGGUCAGACAUUGCCUCAGGACUUUAGGCAUAGCUCUUACAAUGUGAUCAUCCCAAUGAAACUGACCUCCAGAUGUGGAAAACAAGAAUCCCGAGACAUUACCUUGCUGCUCAGUUUGAGGGAAAGAGCCACGUGCUGAAGCUCAGGCAAAAGAGGGGCCUUGUCCCUAAAAAUGUACCAGUCUUCACUUACACUAAAAAGGGGUCUUUUAACUCCUAAGGUCCCAGGUUUUCCUGGGUGAGAACUUGACCAAGAUCUAAAUACAAAAGGGGGGGAACCUAGGUACUAACCCAUGGGUUAUAUCCGCAUAUCCCACAUCCUCCAGUUUACUCUCAGAAUAUUAGUAAAAUUCCAAAGAAGGUCCCUUCAUCAAAUGGAUGUUUUGCACCUACCCCAAAUCCUGCAUGCCAUACGUGUCUAUUAUUACACUGUCAACAUAUUGAACUAUCUCCCAUUUCUUGGUCCCCUGCUUCUCAACUUCCCAUUGCACUUGCCUCUUCUUCUCAUAACCCUUUAACCCAGCUAUCUCUAUUACACCUUUCCCUUUCCACCAUGUGCUUCCCUAUUCUCCAUUCUAUUAUUUCUCUGAUUCUCCAGGCUCCGCCUACAUUCUAAAGGUAACUGCAGUGACUGUUGCCAGGGUCAGAAUCCUCCCUUUCCUUGUCUAGCUCACAUACAACCACCUUCUCAUCUUCUUUCUGGUCUGCUCUCAGCUGAGUUGUGGGAGGCUUUUGGGGCUGGGAUAGAAAGCUAGAGCAGGGUAUUCUGGAGGUUGCUUUCCACUGUCAGGGAAAAUGACUAGCCACCAUGUGUGGCUGCUAGUGCUGAUUUCAUUCAAUGUUGUGAGUGGGAAUGCAGAUCAGAAACCACCACAGGGUUUUAGAUAUGCCUCUUAUGAGGUGACCAUCCCAAAGAAAUUGACCCAUAGAUAUGGAGAACAAAAUCCCCAUGAUGUCACCUACCUAUUGCAAAUUGAGGGAAAAGAGCAUGUGAUUCAUCUCAAGCAAAAGAGGGGCUUUGUCCCUAAACAUUUCCCUGUCUUCACUUACAGUAAGGAAGGGGACCUCCAGACGGACUAUCCUUUCAUCAGAGAUGACUGCUUCUACCGUGGCUUUGUCCAAGGCAAGCCUUCCUCUUGGGUUACCCUCAGCACUUGUUCAGGGGGCCUCAGGGGUCUGCUGCACUUAGAAAAUUACACCUAUGAAAUUGAGCCUAUUCAGGGAUCUACUACUUCUCAGCACAUGGUAUAUAGGUUGGAAGAAAAGGAGGAUACUAUCCGUAUGAGGUGUGGGCUAACAGAGGAAGAACAACGUCGUCAAGAGGCCAUGAUCCCGGAGAGAGAGCAUUUACCAGCCAAACGUUCUGAAAAUGACUGGUGGACAGACUCCAGGUAUGUAGAAGUUGCAAUUGUGGUGGAACAAAAACUAUAUAUACAGCUUGGGAGAAAUCAAACUUUGACCAGUGCACAUGUUCUAGAGAUAGUCCAUACUGCCAAUGCAUUCUUUAAGCCUCUUGGUGUUGUUUUGUCUGUAGCUGGCUUGGAAAUAUGGUCAGAAAAGAACCUCAUAGCAAUUGCUGAUAAAAUUUCACAAUUACUUGAAACUUUCAAUACUUGGAGAAAAAACACACUAAAUAAACAUUUACCUAAUGAUGCCGGUCACUUAUUUGUACAUAAGCUGUAUGGACAGACAGCUGGAUUAGCAUUCACAGCAACAAUUUGUAGCUCUCACUGGGCAUCUGGUGUUGAAUCUUAUGUGGGUUACAGUGUGUCCUUUUUUGCUGUGCUUUUUGCCCAUGAAUUAGGACAUAAUCUUGGCAUGCAACAUGAUGGAACAUACUGUACUUGUGAACGAAAAUCCUGCAUUAUGGCUGCUUUUCCAGAUGAAGUCGAUCAGUUUAGCAAUUGCAGUUAUAACGAUUAUUAUAAACUAAGGAACUCUAACUGCUUGCUCACUCCACCAACAGCUGGUCAAAAAAAUAAUCUCAAUUAUUGUGGCAACGAAAUAGUGGAAGAUGAAGAGCAAUGCGACUGUGGCUCACCAGCUAAGUGUAAGUCAGAUCCAUGUUGCCAAUCUAAUUGUAGGCUGAGUCCAGGUGCCACUUGUGCUUUUGGACAGUGCUGCACUAAGUGUCAGUAUCUUCCAGCUGGAACUGUUUGCAGAGCAAAAACUAGCAACUGUGAUCUUCCUGAGUACUGCAACGGGUCAUCACAAUUGUGUCCUGAAGAUGUUUAUAUGCAAGAUGGUGCCCCAUGCAAUAGUGCUGUACACUGUUAUCAUGGGAAAUGCGCUACUCACAGUGAGCAGUGCAAAAUGAUAUUUGGCAAGAAAGCAUCAGCUGCUUCAGACAAUUGCUUCAAAGUAAUGAAUGCUCGUGGUGAUCGCUUUGGCAACUGUGGCCUGGGAGUUGGAACUUAUAAGAAAUGUAAUGCUGAGAAUGUCCUGUGUGGGCAAAUCCAGUGCGCUAACGUGCAGACACUUCCUUCUUUGGUGGAACACCGCACCAUAAUUCAAACCUUAAUUGGCAGUACCCAAUGCUGGGGUGCAGAUUACCACUUUGGAAUGGAUAUAAUCGAUACUGCAGCAGUGAGAGAUGGCACCCCUUGUGGGACUGGCAUGUUGUGCAUUAGUAGGGAAUGCAAGAGCAUGUCUCUCUUGAAGUAUGAUUGUAAUGUGUCAAAGUGCCAUAAUCGGGGGAAAUGCAACAACCACAAACAUUGUCAUUGUGAUUAUGGCUGGGCUCCUCCUGACUGUCUCAAUAAAGGCUACGGUGGCAGCAUUGACAGUGGACCAGCUCCCCAAGGCAUGAGUGGUACCGUGAUAGCAAUUAUUGUAGGAACUGCAUUUGUCAUUUUUGCUGCUAUUGGCCUGACUUUGUUUUACAGGACUAUACUGCUAUAUCACUUAAGAAGACUGGUUUCAAGAAUCCAUCCAAUAGAAUCAAUGCAGGAAGUAAGCACACAGUAG
Messenger RNA from Podarcis lilfordi (Lilford's wall lizard), 4926 nucleotides. The record is from the annotation of a GenBank genome assembly. NCBI's taxonomy places the organism in Eukaryota, Metazoa, Chordata, Lepidosauria, Squamata, Lacertidae.